UAUGAUACUGGACAAUAGUCAAUAGUUCGUUUCACUAAAUAUUCUUUUGUCAAUUUUUAGAUUCGGCUUUUAGUUGCCACUUCCGGUAACGACAGGCAUAAUAUUUACCUAAAAAAAUAUGAAAUUUGAAAUACCUGACCAAAAAGAUAUAUGACAAUUUAAAUUCUAUGUUUCCCUUCCAAUCAAGUAGUACAGCAAGAAUGAAAGUUGUUAUAGAUAUUACGCAAGUAGUGUCUUUAUUUUCAACUGUAAUCUUUGCUGGAUUUGCAUUCUUAUUAGGACAAUACCUCGGAAGCAAACUACCAAAAGGAGAACGCUGGAUACUCGUUUGGUAUAUAUUUGACUCCCUUGUUCAUUUUGUUUUGGUAAGAAAAGCAAACAUCACUGAGGAUAUAAGUAAUGUAUCAAUUGUUGUUAAAUAAAUUCAAGCUUGGAUAUUUCAAUAUGACUGGUUGAUGCCAUAUUUAAGGUCUGUUACUAACACUAACAGUGUCAGUGUCAGUGUGUUAGAUAUUUAAUGAAUGAAUGCAAUUUUUUUUUUUUCUGUUUACUCUGUAACUUGUAAUAGUUGUAACUCACUCUGUACUCGCUGUGGUAAUCUACCAUUUUAGCGUCCGCCAAAAAAAAAUCCAGUUGUUCCGGUUGGAAGGGCUAUUUAAACAACUAUUCUUACAUUGGAGUCUCUGUUAAUAUUUUUGCCUCCGUAUAGAGGCUAUAAAGUUAUGUAGCACAAUACUAAUAAAUUUAAAUAACUGCCAAACUACCGAUAUGCCAGGAAGAAAAAGAGACUGCAAUAUUUUUUUUUUUUGCUCCAGAUAACGCGGAUGUCCACACACAGAAUGUGGAAAACGUGAAUGCUCAGAAAGCGUAAACUGAAAAGACAGUUUGGCACAAGAAACGCCGGUGAUCUUCAUAUUUACGUGGAUUCAUGUACCACAACCGUUUUCGUGGAAAUUAUAUUUUUUAAACUUCAUUGUCAACUUGGGGGAGAACUAUGCAUAAUUCCAUUUUCACACAUUAUCUUCUAUUUCAAAAAAAUUGUUAUAGUUUUUCUUUUUUAAAAAAAUUGUCUAUUAUUAUGGGAAUGAAUUCGUACAACCAAUGUCAUUAAAAAUAAUAUAAGAAUAGUUGUUUAAAUAGCCCUUCCAACCGGAACAGCUGGAUUUUUUUCUCGGCCGACGCUCAAGUGGUAGAUUACCCUCGCUGUACUGUAUUCAGUCUCUGACAUCUGCUUUUUAAACUUUUCUAUUAAUUUUAUUUUUAAUAAAUUAUUGACAGCAGCAAUGAAGAGUGGGUCAGUGGACGUUGGUAGGUACUUAACUAAGCUGUGCGCACCGGUCAAUUUUUCGGAUGCGAGAAACAGACCAUUAACCGGCGACCAGUCAAUGCCGGUAGGUCACGGGGUCAUAUUUAGAUUCCUUUGUCUACGUUAAGGGAGAGACAAUGAACUUCCUAUAGUCACGAGGAGGACGAUCAUUACAACAUAAACUUUUUCACCGGACUGACAGGGCUUGUGGCACAUAACUUUCGUUGGGAAAACAGGUAAUUUUGCUAGCGCUAUAUUUCGGAAACCAUAAUCGUGUUGUACUUAAUUCUUUAUGUGUUUGAUGUAUUAACGAUUUAACUAACUGAAACAAGAAACAUAAUGACAUUUAGAUAGGCCGAAAAUUGUAUAGACAGGGUGUAAAGUUGAAAAUAAUUCAUAACCAGUUAUCGAUUAGGCCAAAUGAACCGGAAGUGAUACCAUUCUCUGUUAUUAUUAUUCUUAUUGCAUAAGAAGUAUUCAAAAAUCUUUAUAAAUCUAUUGUUUUUAAAAGCAAUCCAGUUCAUUUUUAUUAUUAAACUUGUUUUUAUUUCAUGAAUGAAAACAAAUUUAUAAAUAUUUGAUGAAAUUUCAUAUUUUUUUUUAAUAAUAAAAUUUACAUCUGUGAUAACCAUGUCAAAACUGUAUGAUAUAUCACUUGAGUAAUUUAAAUAUAUGUUGUAAUUGUAAUAAUUAUCAAACUUCACAACAGUGAAUUAUAUUUUUGGAAAUUAAAUAAUGCCCUUAAUUAUAUAAUUUAUCUUAAACCCAGUUUAGAUACGGUAAACAAUGAAUAGUUGUAGUAGUAGUAGGCUCAGCAGCUACUAAACUAAACGUCAUCAUCUAUUUUGAUUAAAUUUCGUUAUUUUAUUUACCUUUGUCUUCUUAAUAACCUAUCUCUCUUUUUUCAUUUUCCUUUUGUAUACCCUAUUUUUAAAAAAAAAUGUAUAUUCCUUUCUUGCCUCAAAAUUUUACUGCUUUAGCUCAAAGCUAUUAUAUUUGACUUUUCAGACUUAGCCCAAUCUUUAAUUCUGGUCAUUGAAUAACUUUAUUUUUAAAACAACUAAACUAGUAGUUUGUAUAUGAAAAAUUUUGUUAAACUUUCUUAAAUUUAAAUUCCUGAGUAUUUUCUUUCUUUUAAAUAUACAGCCAUGUCCCCACCACUUUUUUUCUAGUAUUUCUAUUACCUAAGAUUCAUGCCUGUCCAUUCCAGUUGAUGCACCAGCUGUCAUGAGGACUCAUCAAGACUACCAGACUUUUUUAUAUAAGUAAAUUUAUAUCUGAUAUAAUGUUCCUUAAUGGAUAUGAAAUACAAACUACUUGACUUAAUCUGAUUAAAAGUAAUGUUAGAACAUCACAGUAUAAUAUCUAUACAUACUGGAUAUACAGCAUAAGUAAAAUAACCAUUGUCUUAAUUAAUGAAUAAUUUAAUUACAAUAUUAUCACACUGAAUUACACAAUCUUAAAUUAAAGACAUAUAUAAAUUAAAUAAGGUUACCUUUUGUUACUUAUGUUAAAAUGCUUAUUUUGUGUUUAAUUAAAUUGAUUUUCAAUCUCUAUUUCAGUUUGUCUGGACUACUAGACCACAUUGAAUUACAAGGAGUUUGUGUUGCGAGGAAGUGGAAAUAAUGCCUCUUCUGCUUAGAGGUACUGACUACCCAGCUGUGCCAAGUGUUGCUUCAGCAAAAUAUCUCUAGAUACGUUUUUGGAAUAUGGCUUCUCCUGCCAAAAUGUGUCUGCACGAACAAUUUCACUUAAAUUGUUGUACCGGUCUUUCCUGUUUUUACAAAAACCUAUCAGGUAUGACUGCAUGUCCAACUGGACAAUCCACCACAAUAUGGACCACCAGAGCAUAAUCUUAACAGCUAUUGAUAUUUUUCACCAACUACUGCAUUUAUAUGGCAAUUUAUAAACUCAGGACUCCUAUUUAUCAUCAUGAUGGGUGGAAGCAACAAUAUUGACACAAAGUAAACCAUUUUGGAAAACCAUUCAUUACCAAUGAUAUCUACACUCAGGACUCCAUUCAUCUGUGUCAUAAACUGAAUCAUUUCCAAUGGUAUCUAUAACUGUUACAAAUUUGAUCAGCAUUGCCAUGGACGGCUUACACAUAACGUGUGACCAUCAUCUUUCUAUGAAAGAAAAUAUAGCUCUUUUAUUCAGCCGUUCAAUGAACUAUAGAAGUACUAAUAUAAUAUUAAGUGAUCAUCAUUUGCACUUGUACUGUGGAUUUCAAAUAGCAUGGCUACUUGGAUUAUCAAUUUCAUGGAUUGGAUCAUGGAUGAUUGGAUUUGACAUAUAUGUGAUUUGCAUUUUUUCAAUGCAACUUAUCAAUUAUAAUACAUUAUUUUAUAAAUGUUUUCUGUGGAAUUAUUCACAGAAUUAAUAUUAAUUUACUAGAUGAUUGUGUGCAUUAACACAAUAGGUUGAAUUGGUAACAUUUAUGCAAUUUGUAUUUUUAAUGCACAAAAAGGCUAAAUUUUAAAUUAAAUCUACUCACUCUCUUUUGCUCAAAUGCCACUGAUUUAAUUCAUUUAUUGAUGUAUUAAUAUUUAAAUGGCUUAUUAUAAAUGCCCAAUGCCUAAUUAAACUAUGCUGAAAAUUUGAAGUCUUUAACUUUACAGGGAAAAUAGUUAUGGCAUUUUGAGUAUUGAGAACGGGCGAUAUAUUUUAAAUGAAAUUACUUACCCUCUGUUGUAAAAAUCCUGCACAUUAAUACAUAAGUCAAAAUAAUAAUAUGAAAAUGGCUUAUUAUAAAAGCCCAAUACCUACUUAAAUUUUGCUGACAAUUUGAAGGCUUUAUCUUCACAGGUAAAAACGUUAUGGCAUUUAGAGUAUUGAGAACAGGCACUAUGUUUUUAAUGAAAUUUACAUAACCUCUGUCCGUCAAAUCCCGUGCAUUAAUACAUAAGUCAAAAUAUUAAUAUGGAAAUGGCUUGUUAUAAAAGCCCAAUACCUAAUUAAACUGUGCUGAAAAUUUUGAGGCUUUAUCUUCACAGGUAAAAAAGUUAAGGCAUUUUGUGCAUUGAGAGCAGGCGCUACGUUUUAAAUGAAAUUUAUGUACCCUCUGUUCGUCAAAUCGCACACAUUAAUAUGUUUGUUGUAGUAUUUGCAUAACAAUGAUUUAUUAUUAAAGCCAAAAACUUAAUUGAAAUGUGUUGCUAAUUUCAGAGCUUUAACUUUGCUGAAUAAAAAGUUAUCGCAUUUUGAGUGUCAAAGAUGUCUUUUUUCGGUCACAGAAUUUUGGAAAAUAUUUACUAAGGCUAUAUAAGGAAAAAUUCUGACACUAAAAAUACCAUAACUUUUGUUCUAAUUAAGAUAGAAAGAUAAACUAGGUAUCAAUGGAAAGGAAAUACUGAGUCCUUUCUAAUGAUAUAGUUUCAUUAAUGUAUAACAACUUUGAAAUUUUAAGUGAAGUACCUAACGUUGAGGAUAAACAAAAUUGGAGUAGCCUAGCUAGAGUUUGUGAAGACUGAGGUGGUCCUUGUUUUUUAAGCCACUGUUACUGAUUCAUGAGAACAAUUUUGAGAGGCUAUAUGAGCAUGACUUUCUAUGUUGAAUAUGUGUUUAUGUAUUCAGUGUUUAAUUCAGAGGGUUGUGGGUAACCUGGGUAUGCAAAGCAAAUAAACACAUUUUAUUAUAAAACUUGUAUUAGUUUUAUGUGCUGAUUGGACCAAACAGUCAUUCCAACUGUUAAUAUUAAAGAGUAUAGGGUGGGAGAUUUUGAAAAGUUUGUUAUGAUGAAGGGCAGUGGAUAAUGGUGAUUGAUGAGCAAAUUAGAGGGCUUGAGGUGGAAGUAGGGUCCCGUUGGAAGUAAAAGGUUGGGGGCUGAAGAUUGGUAAAUAGAUAUCUGUUUUUCAAACUUAAAAUAAUGUUAAUAAAUUAAAGGCAUUUCAAAUAUCUGACUGAAAAACUAGGCCUACACAUGCGUAGGCAGAAUGUAAAAUUUAUAAAAUAGCAAAUCACACUAUUUCCUAAAAUUUCACACUAUUUAUAUGGAAUUCUCUUAAUUUAGGCUAAAAUAUCACAAUGAAUUAUCCUCGCAAUUAACUUUUCCAUGAUUUAUUUCUCCUGUGAUCAAUUAUCUUGAGGCAUUUAUAUGAUUAAUUUUUCAGUCAAGGUGCAAUUUUAAGGGCUGUUUGAAGAUUGAAAAGUAUUUGUAAUAAAUCCAUUUGAUGUUGAAAAUUUCUAGGGGUGGGGGAGGUUUGAUAAAAUAAGUUUACUUGACUGUUAGAAUGAUAACUUCUUCUCUGUGAGUUGUUAAAAUAAAUGUCCUUUGUCAUUAGAUGUGGAUUUAUUAAGAUUCAUAAACAUGAUUUCAAAAUUCAAUAACAAAUUGUUUUUAAAGUCAAUUAGUGGCUAUUAAUUAACUUUAAGGUUUAAGCUAAUUAAAAGUUUACAUGAUUUUAUUCUGAAGUUGUUGACAGGUUUGACCAAGUUUAAUUUUAAUGGUUACUUGAAUAUAUUUAGACUUCAAAUGUUGUUUUUUUGUACUUUUGUUUAUAGGAAGGAGCGUUUGUAAUAAUAUCCCUGUUUGGCACAGUGAAUGAUUCUGAACACAUCCUCUCAUUGCUCUGUAAGUUGGAAUUUUUUUUGGGCAUCAAAGCUAUUUUUUUGAAGGGAUGUUUCUGUUACCAAAGAAAUUUAUUUCGACUAAUGGUAUUGGUAUGCAAAUCUGAAUUUUGGUGUCACGGUGGGACUGUUUUCAUGUUUGGCUGCUUGAAAUUUUUUUUUAAAUUUCAAUGUCAAACAUGAAGUUUUCUUAUUAAUCUGUUUUUUCAAAAUUUGUUAAUGAUUAAUCCAGAGUCAGGGUAGUGUAUUAGACUCCCGAUUUUCGGUGGUUUUGCAUUGACAUUGCACUAUAGUUUUUUCUCACUCAAGUUUACCUAUAUUUAUUCAUUUUCCAUAUCACAAAAGUCUGAAAAAGAGUUAAACUGUUUUUGAUAAAAUUGAAAAUAAUAUUACUCUAAAGGAUUUUAUAUUGAUGUAUUCGUUAUAUUACUAAUAAUAGUUAUUUUUUGCACCCUCUCUUGUGUUUAAGUAAGACCCCAGGUAAUUUUACAUCACCAGUAUGAGGUAUCUUAUAUAUUAUUUGUAAAUUUAAAUUGUAAAUAUUUUUGCAUGAAUUAUGUAAAUUUAGGAAGGCUUUUUUACAAAUCAUUUACAUUAACUCUGUAUUACUUAAGUUAAGCUUCUUCCUAUGUUUGUACACAUCAUGUUCCUUUUAAUAACAGUGAUUUACUUGGGACCCCCCUGACUCGUAUUAUCACCUUGAAAAUGUGAUUUAAGGUUAAAAUGUCUGUAUUCUUUCUGAUCUAUACCAAUUUUAUUUAAAGGGAAGGAGUAUGGCAAAGCUGACAAGAGGUGGCUUUUCUCUGACCCAACCGUGGUCUCCUUGGAAAUACUGACCGUAGUUCUUGAUGGAUUGCUAUGCUGCAUAUUAAUCUGGUGUAUCCUGACCAAACAGUAUUAUCGACAUUUUUUUCAGAUUGUGCUGUGCGUCUGUGAGCUCUAUGGAGGUCAGUACUCCACUUCUUUGGUUUUAGUUUUAGAGGGUCAAUGCACUGUUACAUUAAAUUUGUAAGAGCUGUGUUGAAUCUUAACCAUUCAUGCAUACACAAUUAUUUUUUGUAGGUUGGAUGACCUUCUGUCCGGAAUGGCUGACUGGAAGUAAAAACUUAGACACCAGCUCUUCCAUGUAUUUCUGGGUGUACCUUACGUUUUUCAAUGGCCUGUGGGUUGUAAUACCCCUGGUAUUGUUGUACCAAUCCUUUGAGGAGAUGAAAGCAGCAUUUUGCAGUAAGAGAGAGUCUGAAUCACCAUCACCUCCUCUCCACAAAGAAAAGGGGGGAAACAAGAGAGAAAGAGGAGAUGACAGAGAUAGAUCAAACACAAGGAGAAGGAGAUAAAAAUCAUCAUUUUUUUAAAAAUCUGGCUUAGGUCAGUAUUCUUGGGGGCUUCCAACAAAUUUAACCAUCAAACACCAAAUUUCAAAGUCACCAGUAAUAUUGUAUUUGUCAGUUUGUAAACAGUCAAAAAGUUGCUUUGGACUUGAAAAUUGCCUAUACCACAAUAAUAUGUAGAAAAUUUGUGGAUAGUUUAUUUUAGAGAUGCUAAUUAUUUUAAUAAUUUCAUCAAAUAUUUUUUAUUUUUAAAUUUAAACUAAUGAAGUAACCUUUAAUUGAAGUAAACAUCAAUUGAAGAAACCACUAAUUGAAGAAAUCAUCAAUUGGGACAUAAAGAAAUAAAAAUAAUGUCUAAUUUGUAUUUGACAGAUCACUCAUGACUCAUAGCUAAUAUUAACAUUAUGCUGCAAGCAUCACCAAGCCAGUAGACAGUAAAUCUAAUAGGUUUUGGUACAUGCUAAUAACCUUUUUGUUUCUUUUAAGAUAGAAGACACUUCUUGAAAUAAAUGAAAUCAGUUAUCUAACCUUGAAUCCAUUGAAGUUUCUAACAUUUGUUAAUUCUAUCCAUGAUUUUAGUUUUUAGAAUUUUGUCAAAAAGGAAUUUUAAAAGUUUUUUGUUCAGAGACAACCGGAGGAACACACAGUCAGAAAACAAAGAUUUGUGACCACUGAAAAUACACAAAUUUGGGGACCACUGGGGGCAACAAAAACUAGAUACCACUAAGGGGUAGGGAGUGCCAAAUUGGGGGCCAUAUUGUUGAGGACCAAAGUGCAAGCUCACAGCCAGAGCUCAAAAUAACUGUUGCCAGUCUCGUAGUAACUGAAUAGUUUUCUUAAUAUAAUGUAUCAGGCUGCAGUACCUUUAUUUACUAUUGUUAUUGCAUUGUACUAUGUUUGAGCGUUACAGUUUAUUUAUUUGGUGCUUGUUAUCUCUUCUUAUAGUUUGCCACCAUAUCUGCAUUUUAUACAGGUGCAUAUGGACCAAGUUCUGAUGUUUCAGCUUUGCAAUACUAAGCAAUUAUUUUUUUUAGUCAGUCCU
Molecule: messenger RNA, 8245 nt
Organism: Lymnaea stagnalis (great pond snail)
Lineage: Eukaryota; Metazoa; Mollusca; Gastropoda; Lymnaeidae
Source: the annotation of a GenBank genome assembly